Messenger RNA from Hibiscus syriacus, 1656 nucleotides. Its product is annotated as cyclin-D4-1-like. Gene Ontology annotation, molecular function: cyclin-dependent protein serine/threonine kinase regulator activity. The transcript has 5 exons. Bases 315 to 1370 code for a protein of 351 amino acids. The record is from RefSeq and is a predicted model, not a curated record. Gene Ontology annotation, cellular component: cytoplasm; cyclin-dependent protein kinase holoenzyme complex; nucleus. Gene Ontology annotation, biological process: regulation of cyclin-dependent protein serine/threonine kinase activity; mitotic cell cycle phase transition. NCBI's taxonomy places the organism in Eukaryota, Viridiplantae, Streptophyta, Magnoliopsida, Malvales, Malvaceae.
UUAUAUGGUUUUUCCUUUGUGUUUUUCUUUUUCUCAUUGUUAUGUCAGCCCUCUCCUCUUUCACUGAUUUUUUCAAUUACACUUACAAGUUGUCUUCCCCAACUUCUCUCAUUAAAACAGUCUCUCUUCAGCCCCAUUCUCUUUCACUCUCUCUUUUUCUCUUUAUUGUAUAAUGAACAAAAUGCUCUUACCCACAAGCCACUGAUAAACCCUUUUUCACACAAAGCUUUCCCCUUGAUGAAUUGAGUGGUUUUCUCUCUCUCUCUCGAGGUUUUAUAAUUACCUCAACCUUUUUAGCCCCCCUCUGAUAUGAAAUGGAAGAAAAUCUCGACUGUUCAGACUCAAAUAUUCUCUGUUCAGACACCACGAGCUCUUGCUUGGAUGAGUUUGGGGUUUCCACUGCUUGUGACCACCACCUUAAAAUUCAAGUAUUUAAUCAACAAGACAACUUUUUUAUAAACAACAGAUCAACUCCUUUGGUGGGCUGUUCCGAUUUUGGAAUUCAGGGUGAUGAUAGAAUCAAAGACAUGGUUGAAAAAGAGGUGCAGCAUUUGCCUGAAGAUGAUUAUCUCAAGAGACUGAGAAGUGGGGAUUUGAACUUGAGUGUUAGGAGAGAGGCUCUUGAUUGGAUUUUGAAGGCUUCUGCUUAUUACCAUUUUGGACCUGUGAGUUUUUGCCUAUCCAUUAAUUACUUGGAUCGGUUCCUAUCAGUUUAUGACUUACCUAGAGGUAAAACAUGGACAAUACAAUUGCUGGCUGUUGCUUGUCUAUCAAUUGCAGCCAAAAUGGAGGAGACAAAGGUGCCUCAAGCAUCAGAUUUGCAGAUGGGAGAACCGAAGUUUGUGUUUGAAGCUAAAACAAUAUACAGAAUGGAGGUUUUGGUUUUAAGCACAUUGAAGUGGAGAAUGCAAGCCAUUACUCCUUGUUCUUUCAUUGACUACUUCCUGUGUAGAAUCUGCAAUGAUCAAUAUCCAUCAUCAAGUUCAAUGUGCAGAUCAUUACAAAUGAUAUUGAACACAGUCAAAGGUAUUGACUUCUUGGAAUUCAGGCCAUCUGAAAUAGCAGCAGCAGUGGCAAUUUCUGUUUCGGGAGAUAUGCAAACAGUAGCCAUUGACAAGGCAAUUUCAUCUUUCACCUAUGUAGAAAAGGGUAGAGUACUGAAAUGUGUUGAACUCAUGAAAAAGUUGUUCAUUAAUGGGGCUGCUACCGCUGCUGUGACAACUCAACAACGCUCAUCAGCUUCUUCCACUGUGCCCCAAAGCCCCAUUGGGGUGUUGGAUGCAGCCUCAUGCAUGAGCUAUAAAAGUGGUGAAAUAACAGUUGAUCCGAAUGCCAAUCUUUCAAAGGAGGAAACACGGCAACGACAAUGACGACUACGACAACAAAAAAGCUUCACAAUCACAAGAUGAUUUCAAGUGACCUUACCCUUUUCCUCCAUUUUUUUUAAAUAAUUAGGUCCAAAAUCAAUUUGGUUGAAUGGGAACUUUGGUGUGGUUUUGGAGCUCUGAAAGAGAAAUGGGGAAAAUACAAAAAGAAAAAAAAAAGGAUUUCCAUGUUGUUCAAUGCUAAAAGCAUGAAAAGGUUGUCACCAGCUGUUUAUAUAAAUCAAGAUGGCCUCAAAUUACAGCUAUUGGUUUCACAGGCAGAAGAAGUGAA